UUGAAAUCACAUAAAAACUCAUUUGAAAAUAAUAAACAAAUAAUUAAAGACUAAAAACGGCAAACAGCAGUUGAAAUAAACAGCGGGCACCAAUGAAACCCAAAGAAAGAACUGAAGUAAUGAUAUAUACAUUUACACAUUACACAUCUGUUAGAAAUGCAUCCCAGAUUUCUGUAUUGGUGUCCAUUAUCCCCAUUUGUUCUGUAUAUCAGACGUUCAUAUGAGGCGGUUUCUGAUAUCAUGUGGGUAAACUGUAUGCCAUAAGUAAUCAUGAGUUUGUUCUUUAUUACAUAAUCUCCAAACAUGGAUAAAAAAUAUGUUUACCUGCUUCAUUUCUUUGUCCAGGUGCUUGUUCUUCUGCUCUUCCUGUGUGUUAAGGACCACCUGUCAUCCCUCCUGUAUCCACAGGAGAGGAGCCUCCAGACAGACACAGAUCUCUGCAGCGACCUUCUGCUCGCGUUAGUGGACUCGGCAGACUGGCUGCUCGUCUUCCAACCAAACGAACGAGGCGUUUACCAGCCGAUCGCCAUGGUGACGUCAGAUGAGCUGAACCGACUGAUGCCGUGGGCCUUCUACAGCCUGCUGCUCCAGCAGAGUGCCGAGCUGCUGCGGAGAGCGGCGUGUUGUCCGGGCUUCCUCCACACCUCCGUCCUCUGCUACGUCGCUCUGCUGCAGCUCUUCCUGGAAGGAGACGCGCUCACGCCGGCUGGCCAACCCGAUCAGAUGGAGCCUUUCCGGAUUCUGAGCCAUGCCAAGCAGUUUCUCCUGAGAGUGAUUCCGCAGACGCCUCCCACCGCUCUGUCCUCCAGCCGACUCAGACAGCUGGAGUCCCAGUGCGCAGACCUGGACCGCGAGGUGGCAUCGGCUCUGUCCGUGCACCUGGACCCUCACAGCCUCAGCCCAGAGAUGGACUUCCUCUGAAAAAGCUGUGGC
This is a messenger RNA of Anarrhichthys ocellatus (wolf-eel), 933 nucleotides long. RefSeq names its product Fanconi anemia group A protein homolog. Gene Ontology annotation, biological process: interstrand cross-link repair. Lineage: Eukaryota; Metazoa; Chordata; Actinopteri; Perciformes; Anarhichadidae. The record is from RefSeq and is a predicted model, not a curated record. Gene Ontology annotation, cellular component: Fanconi anaemia nuclear complex. The transcript has 6 exons. The coding region runs from base 304 to 921 and encodes 205 amino acids.